AAAGGAAAAGCAUAAUACGAAGCCAAAACGUACAAAACAAAAAACCAUUCCAAAGUUUUGAAAAUUAAAAAGAAAAAGAAAUAAAUUCAUUUUGUUUUCCAUUUGAUUAAUGAUGAUAGUUUAUCUCUAAUUCAAAUCAUUAUAACGCGCACACAUAAUAUUAUUUGCUUCCUAAUAUUGCCGCCAAUCCACAUUUCUGCUAGCAUCUUCCUACAUUUAUUCCAGCUCAUUAAACUCAAAUAUCUAAAUAACUUUAAAAUUCGAAGUUGAUAAAAGUUAAAAAAACAACAACAACAACAAACCACAUAUAAACAAUAUAAAAUAAAUCAAAAUGGCAACACCACCCGAAGUAGAUCAAGAUCAGAAUAUAUAUGUGAAUUUCGAUUCAAAAGGACCCUAUAUAUCCAUACCGCAAUUCUAUGCCGGCCGAAGUGUAUUCAUCACCGGUGGAACUGGUUUUAUGGGCAAGGUGCUAGUGGAGAAAUUGUUACGAUCAUGUCCGGACAUAAAAAACAUUUAUUUAUUAAUGCGACCCAAACGUGGACAAGAAGUAUCCAUGCGAUUAAAUGAACUAUUAAACUCACCACUGUUCGAUACAAUUCGCAAAGAAAAGCCAAAUGAAUUGAACAAAGUUACACCAAUUUGUGGUGACAUAACAUUACAUCAGCUCGGGAUUUCGGAAAGUGAUCAAACCCUAUUGUGUCGCAAUGUAUCUGUAGUGUUUCAUUCAGCAGCAACAGUUAAGUUCGACGAAAAAUUAGAGCUAUCUGUUAAAAUCAAUAUGUUAGGUACAAAACGUUUAGUUGAAUUGUGUCAUCGGAUGUUGAACUUAGACGCACUUGUUCAUGUUUCAACCGCGUAUUGCAAUUGUGAUCGAACUGAAAUCCAGGAAGUAAUCUACAAAACGCCGUACGAUCCAGCCAAUAUUAUUAACUUGAUAAGUUGGCUGCCAGAGGAUGUUUUAGACAAGCUAACACCAUUGCUGAUUGGAAAAAGGCCAAAUACAUACACGUUCACGAAGGCACUCACCGAGCAAAUGCUGCUUGAAGAAGCUGGAAAUUUACCGGUAGCUAUCGUCCGACCAUCAAUAGUGAUUGCGUGUUUUAGUGAGCCGGCUGCUGGUUGGUUGGACAACUGGAAUGGACCGACUGCAAUAAUAUCAGCGGUUGGUAAUGGCCUCUUCCGGACAAUAAUAUGUGAAAAAGAUUUUUUAUGCGACGUAAUUCCCGUUGACAUCGUUAUAAAUCUGGUAAUAACAGCUGCUUGGAGAACGGCAACAACCAAAUCACGUGACAUGAAAAUCUAUAAUUGCGUGACAAGCCGACAACAACCAAUUACAUGGGGUGAAUUUGUGGGUUAUUCAAUACAGAAUAUGAUUCGACAUCCGAUGGAAGGUGUUAUAUGGUAUCCAACGGGCGCCUUACGCAUGAAUCGCCUCAUAAAUGCUGUACAAGGAUACUUUGUACACUACAUUCCAGCCUAUUUUCUCGACAUGUUUGCUUGGGCCAUGGGAAAGAAACCAAUAAUGAUCAAGAUCCAGAAUAAAUUGGAGAAGGCAGUUGGUUGUUUAGAAUACUUCACAACACAUCAAUGGCGUUUCACCGAUGACAAUGUUCGUGAAUUGCUUACGCAUAUGAACACAAGUGAUCGAAAUACGUUUCAAUUUGAUGUUACUCAGAUUGACUGGGAUACUUACUUUGAGCGAUAUAUUCUAGGAUUAAGAGCAUUCUUAUGCAAACAAAAUCCGAAAACAUUGCCAAGUAGUAGAAAAAAAAUGACAAUAUUAUACAGUGUGCACCAAAUGUCCAAAAUUCUCAUAGUAAUAUUCACAUGGCGAUUCUUGAUGGCGCGAUCAAAGAAAAUCCGUGACGCAUGGUCGGGAAUUCUGCGCAUUAUACUCCAAACUUUAAGUCUUUUACCAUUCUUUUAAAAUAGUAGACAGUUCAAAAACAGAAAAUUAAUAUUUAUAUAACAUUGAGUCUAUCCCAAAUAAGCACAACCAGAGACAUAUAUAUAUAUAUAAUAUAUCAUAUAUAUGUGUGUGCUGUUUGGUUUGUGUAGAUUAAAAUAAAAAGAAAGGAGAGAUUUGGUGUGCGGGAUUUUUUAGGCCUUUCCUUUGUUAUUCAAUAACGAGCAAAUGAACAUUUAUAAAAAAAGCAACAUAUUGAGCAUGCUUCCAAAUCGUCUUCAAUAGAUUUAUAUAUACAUCAUAUAAAUCGCAAUCUAUUUUCAAAUGCAUUUUAUACGAAAAAGAAAAAUGCUAUCUGAAACUGAAAAUGUCUAAUAAGAUUCUCACACAGUAAUUGGAAUUUCAUUGGUAUUCUUGAGUCAUAUGCAAAAAAAACCUGAAUCAUUGGCUUAAAAUUGUCAACAUAUGUGCGGCUAAAAGCUUGCCAUUCUUCCAAAUAUAUUUAUUGUUUAUUUUAAAAUCCUGUUCAAUGCAAUGGGUCAUUCAUCUUCUGAAACUUGUUAAAUUCAUUUUUUUUUUCUCGAGUGUAUCGCACACAAAAAAAGAGAUAUAAUUUCCGUUUGAUAUGCCACCAUCAAUUUGGAUUGUGUUCAUAAUGCUAACAAUUUAAAUGAGAAACGCUCACAGCAUUUUGGCCUGUGGUAGUUAAUUUCUAUUUUAAUGUCAUAGCUUUUAGAGUUUCCCUGCCUAAUUUAAAUUAUUAAGUAGAAAUUCAUUUAUUACCAUGUCUAACAUGGGCACAUGUAUUUAUCAGUAAAACAAAAUGAAUUGAAUAAAAUUUCUGUAAGAACGUGAUUCAGGUUAAUCAAUUCUGUUGUUGUACUAAAUAAAAUAAAUUUUAUCCCAGGGAACAAAAAAAAACAUAACAAUUUCCCUUCCCCGAAUGUAACAAUAACAAUAUUCGCUUAAUGAUAACGCUUCCAGCCGUUUGUUACUCCCAAUAAAAAAACAUUAUUGAUAAUUUUGAAUGAAAGUGGUUAUUUGUAAGGGAUAUAGAGUUAAAUUUGCAUACUAGAUAUUAAUGAAUUAACUAUGCUAGUUCCCAGAAGAACAAGAAAAAUAAGAGGAAAAAAAUACAAAAUCUACUGUACAAACGAGCGCAUAAACACACAAAAGUUGUCAUUCGAAAUUUCCAUUGUAUAAAAAAAAUAUAUACGAUAUUUGAACCGCCUAGAAUAAAUCAGCAUUACUAGAUAAAUGUUCAGUAACGCAUUUGAAGACAUUUAUCUAGUAAUGUUGAUUUAUUCUAAGGGAUUCAUUUAUGUAUAUCAAUAAAAGAAUUCAUCCGAUUUCCAAUUGAUUUUAAUUUGAUUUUGUGAAAGAUUUACUUUCAUAACAGAAACGUGAAAUCAGACGAUCUUUAUGUUUUUUUUUUUUUUUUAUUACAUUCAUACACAAUAAGGAAAUUCCGCCAAGUAGUAAUUUAUAAAUUUUAACCAAUAGUUACAAAAAAACAACAACAACCGAUCCAAUAAUCAAUGCAAAAGAAAUGUUCGGCAGACUGAGAUUAGGCAUCUGGUAGUGUGUCCAGUUUUAAGCUGAUAAACAUUUUUUGCGUUUUCAGUUAGCGCAAGAAAGUGGUGCAAAGUCAAUUUGUUUGCCCAAUAAUGGACAAUUAUAUUCAUAAAAUGUAGUUACGAAUAAAUUCAUGACCCACGAAGAAUAAAUGAAAUACAAAUAAAAUUAAAUACAUGACAUUAGUGAUAGAUUUUAAUCAAUAGGAAAUUUCAAAUGCAAUGGUUAUGCGAUAAUUGAACUGGUUUUUGUACACACAAUUAUAUUCAGCCGAUAUGAAGAUGAGUUUUACAAUAUUAUUAUUAUUAUGGUUUAUUUAUUUGCUAAAAAAAUCCAAGCGCAAGUGACUCAUUCCUUUUUGAACAAACUUUUCAUUUUAAAAUAGUUUCAUUUUACAAUUACAAAGAAAAAAACAUUACUAUUUUAUAAAUGAACAAAGACGCAU
Messenger RNA from Contarinia nasturtii (swede midge), 3929 nucleotides. RefSeq names its product putative fatty acyl-CoA reductase CG5065. Gene Ontology annotation, molecular function: alcohol-forming very long-chain fatty acyl-CoA reductase (NADP+) activity. Gene Ontology annotation, biological process: long-chain fatty-acyl-CoA metabolic process. The transcript is spliced from 8 exons. Gene Ontology annotation, cellular component: peroxisome. The record is from RefSeq and is a predicted model, not a curated record. Lineage: Eukaryota; Metazoa; Arthropoda; Insecta; Diptera; Cecidomyiidae. Bases 332 to 1930 code for a protein of 532 amino acids.